Messenger RNA from Chrysemys picta bellii (western painted turtle), 7003 nucleotides. NCBI's taxonomy places the organism in Eukaryota, Metazoa, Chordata, Testudines, Emydidae. The record is from RefSeq and is a predicted model, not a curated record.
CCUGCCCUGCACCCCUGCCCCAGGCUCAGCCCGGAGCCCCCUCCACACUCCAAACCGCUUGGCCCCAGCCCAGAGCCCGCCCCCUCCUGAAACCCCUGCCCCAGCCUGGUGAAACUGUGAGUGAGGGUGUGCGAACGAACGAUGGAGGGAGGAGGGGAUGGAGGGAGCGAGGCAGGGUCUCAGGGAAGGGGCAGGGUAGAUCCUGGGUUGCACUUAAAUUCAAAAAGUGAUCUUGUGCUAUGGGCUGGGUAGGAGGGGUUCAGUCCUAGAGGCAGGGCUGGCACUGGGAGCAGAAGAUAAGGGAGGACACAAGGGUAAAGAAAGCACCAGGCCAAAUUAAAACAAAAUCUUUGUGUCAAAAACCAAGUGCUAAUCUGAUCUGAAAAGAGGUCAUUGGAAACUCAAGCAACAGCCAGCACUGUGCAAGAACGUUUCUCUCCUCUCUGUUGCUGAUACUUGUAUGAAUAAAGCUUUCUUCCUCCUCACCCACCUGCUUCUGUUUGCCUGUGUAAUGUGUGCACGUGUAGUAGCACUGAGCACGCUCGCUGGUGAAAUGCGCAAGCCUAUUGGAAUAGGGGAGAGUGAAGGCCCCUCUCCCCAGAAUUCCUUGCCAAUGUGUCUUGAGCCUGACUGGAAGUAGCCACUUUAAGGGUGAGAUGAGAGUUCAGUCCCCUAUACCCAUUCAGUGCUCUUUGCAGCAAUGGUUAAAGGUGAUGUUUGUGAUAAGGAUAACUGUCCAUAAGCUGAAGAACUCAUUAAGUGUAGGCCAUCAAACAGCUAAUCUGGGCUGUAUUUGAACUGUGAGUCACAAAUCCAUGCUGUAAACCAAAGAAAUCCCAUUUAUUUUACUGGGAGUUGUGCCUAUUUGCUUACUAACAGGUUAGGUGAGAACAUGUAUUUAAAUACUGCUAGCAGAUUUGGGAGUGAACAUUGCUUAAAUGUAAUUCCACUUUCACAUGAAGCUCAGUCCAGGCAUGAUUGAAGUGUUGCUGGCACAAGAUCCAACUAGAGAAGGAGGAAGAUGUAAUAAUCUGCUCCUUCUGUUACAGGAGUAUGUUUGCUUAUUGUUAAUUCAGUUCACAAGGUGGGGGUCCUCUUGAUCCUAAAAUUUAAGUAGCAGCAGUAGCUGAAUCUGUCUCCAAGGGAACAGUCUUUCCUUUUGAGAUGGGGACCUCAUUUUGCCCUGGACUACACUGGUGCACUCUGUGUGGGGGCUACUAUUGAAGAUCACACGGAAACUUCAGCUAGUGGAGAAUAUGACAUCUUGUUCCAUAGUGGUGGUGGUAGGUGUGGUGGUACCUGGGUGAUUAAAAGUAUUGUUAAAUAUACUUGCAUGAGAGACACACAACAACUGUACUGUGUAGACUGUACUUGCUAUCAGGUUUUUUUUCUGGUCUCAAUGUAAUGCAUGGGUCUUCACUUAUAAACUCCUAUGUGGUUUGGGUUCUGGCUAUCUUUUUAGAUGAUUCUCUCCUUGUGUAACAUUCUGACCAUUGAAAGUAGUUGCUAACUUGCUAAUGGUCCCCCAUCUGAAUUGUGAGAGCUCAGGGCAUUGUGUUUUCUAUAUGGGAGGUCUAGGUUCUGAAAUUCACUUCUGCCUUGGAUCAAAAAAAAAUUAGGGCACCUCGCAGUGUCCAUCUUCACUCAGGCCUUUCUUAAACAAAUGUAGAGUACCAAUGGAAUCCAACUUACGGAUUUACCAUAAAAAAGAUGAUGAUGAUGAUGAGGAACUCUUGUUUGCAAAUGUAGAGGCAUUAAGGAAUCAACUGAGGAAAACCGAGAGAAAUCUACAAAAUCUAGGGGAAGAGCUUUCCAGUACUAGUUCGAGUGAGCAAUCUGUCCACAGCUCUCAUUUCAGUGAGUUUGUCGGACUAACACUGGAAGAUCUUGUUGAGCCGAGUUGCACUGAAUUUCAAAAUUAUUUAGCUCAUAAGAGUGCUGGUAAUAUGUCCCACCAGAGCAGGGAUUCUCAAAGAAAAUCCCAAACCAAGUCUUACCCAGUGUCCACUCCUUUUAAUAAAAGUAUGGAACAAGAAAAUGAGCAUCUUAGAGAGAAGCUGAACACACUUCGAGAUCAAAAUGCCGCUUUGACUUCCCAGAACCACUGUCUAAUGAAUAAAAUUGAAACUAUCAACUUUGAACUGACUCAGUCAAAAACAAGAAUCUCUUUUCUUGAAUCAGCUCUAGGUACCCAUUCAGUCAGUAUUCCUAUGUUAGAAGAACAGAUUGCAAAUUUGGAAGCAGAAGUUACAGCUCAAGAUAAAGUCCUGAGAGAUGCAGAAGAUAAAUUAGAGCAAAGCCAGAAAAUGGUGGUAGAAAAAGAACACAUUUUGCAAAGGUUUAAAGAAGAAUAUAAAAAAUUGAAAACUGAUUUAAUUGAACGAAGCAAGCAAGGGAAGAGAGCUGAACAGCAAAGAAAUGAGGCUCUGUUUAAUGCUGAAGAGCUGACGAAAGCUUUUAAAAAAUACAGAGAGAAAAUAACUGAAAAACUUGAAAAGGUUCAAGCUGAAGAAGAAACUUUAGAGAAAAAUCUAAUUAAUUGUGUAAAAGAAAAAGAAAAGUUGCAUGAAAAAUGUGUUGCCUAUAGAAAUGAACUUGAAAUCACAAAGGAACAAUUAAGACAAUUAAAGGAUGAGAACCGUAGUGCAAAAGAAGAGAUGAGGAGUCUAGAGGCAAAAAACACUGAAAUUGUGUCACAGCUAACACAGUCUGAACAGAAGAUCCUGAAGCUUGAGAGUGAACUUAAUGACAAAGUAGUAGUACUUAAAGAGAAAAAUGCCCUAGUAAGUGAAAAUGCAGAGCUAAAAGCACUUAUUGCACAGCAAAAUGAUCGCCUAAAAUUAUGUCAUCAAGAAAUUGAGGAUUCAAGAGAAGAACUGAGCACCUUGGAAACUAUUAUCUCCCAGUUGUCACUAGGUACAUCUAAAGAGUUUAAAUUGCAUCCCUCGAAACGUCAGAUGGCCAGUUCCUCUGCAAAGGAAGCUAUGUAUGCCUCUUGUUGCGAAUCAAACAAAUCCCUGAUUGCAGACUUAAGAAUCAAACUGGCAAUGAAAGAAGCAGAAAUUCAAAAGCUUCAGGCAAACCUAACUGUCAGUAAAGUAGCUCAACAUCUUUCUAAUGAUUAUGAGGGACAAGAAAGUGGCAGAUUACAUGGCCUAGAAACAGAACCUGUAAAAUUGAUUGGAAAUCACACAGAAGAGAGAAAAUGUCAACAAUUGGAGCUCAUCAGUAAACAGUUUGAAAAGGAGCGUCGAAGAUUCACAAGAGAGAUAGAAGAGUUCCGUGCUAAGCUGUCAAAAGCAGAAGAGGAGAAUUCUUCUUUAAAGACCAGCAUGGCCCAGAGAGCCAGUCAGUUUCAACUUAUACAGGAAGAACUACUGGAGAAGGCUGCAAAAACUACUAACUUAGAGCGAGAAAUAACAAAGAAAUCCUCUCAGCUUUCAGUACUUGAAAAGCAGUUGGAAGAAAAGACAGUUGCUUAUUCUGCUGCUGCUGCAAGAUGUUCUGAGCUGGAUCAGGAGCUCAUAGAAAAGAAUGGCCAGAUUCGCAACUUGGAAGCAAAUAUCAGUGAAGAACAUGAGCAAGUAACUAUAGCUUUUGAAAAAGCAAAGUUAAUUCAUCUUGAACAGCACAAAGAGAUGGAAAAACAGAUUGAAAUACUUCAGACUCAGCUGGCUAUGAAACACCAGCAAAUUAAUGAGUUAGAGAAGACAAUGUCUGUUUUACAAGAAGAUAUUGUAUGUAAACAACGUCACCUUGAAUCAUUGGAUCGGCUGCUGAUAGAAAGCAGAGAGGAAAUGGAAAAGCAAAAUACCAAGAAAGAAGAAGCUUUGAAAAUGUUGCAAAGCCAAUUAACGGAAGAAACAAUCAAAGUCCGACAACUAGAGUCAGCACUAGACAUUUGUAAAGAAGAACUUCGAUUGUAUCUGAGUCAAUUAGAAGAAAAUAAGGAGUCAUUUGAAAAGCAGCUAAAGAAGAAGUCUGAAGAGGUGCACCGGUUACAAAAAGAAAUAAAACAAAGAAAUCAUAAUCUUCAGGACACCACUGAACAAAAUGUCCUCCUACAGCAAACUCUGCAGCAGCAGCAGCAAAUGUUACAGCAGGAGACAAUUAGAAAUGGAGAGCUAGAGGAUAGCCAAAUUAAGCUUGAAAAACAGGUAUCAAAACUGGAGCAAGAGCUUCAAAGACAGAAAGAAAACUCUGAAGAAGAGUUGAGAAAGGCAGAAGGGAAGCUCCGUAUAGCCUCUCAGGAAGCAGAUUUAAAAAGACAGAAGGUGGCUGAACUUACUAGCACAAUUGGGCAGAUUAAGCUGGAGAUGGAUCAGUGCAAGGAUGAGCUAAUUGGUAUGGAGAAAGAACUAAUGCAUUUAAGACGAGAUGGUGAAACUAAAACAGUGCAGCUAAGUCACUUAGAAAUGACUUUGGAGCACACUCAGUCAGAACUAAAUAAAAAAACGCAACGAGUGAGUGAUCUGGAAGAUAAACUGCUUCAGAGUGAGACUGGGCAAAAGGAUGCUUUACAUAGAAUAGAAGAGCUAGAAGCUGAACUACAGAAUGCCCAUGGAGAAUUAAAAAUCACUUUGAGACAAUUACAGGAACUGCGAGAUGUGCUACAGAACGCACAGUUUUCUCUGGAGGAGAAGUAUGCUGCUAUCAAGGAUCUAACAGCUGAACUUAGGCAUUGUAAGGAUGAAAUUGAGGACAAAAAGCAAGAACUUCUUGACAUGGACCAGGCAUUGAAAGAAAGGAACUGGGAACUGAAACAAAGAGCAGCUCAGGUUACCCAGUUGGAUAUGACUAUUCGUGAACACAGGGGAGAAAUGGAACAAAAAAUAAUUAGAUUAGAAGGUAGUUUGGAGAAAACUGAGUUAGAAAUUAAAGAACGCGAUAAACAGAUUGAGAGCUUAGAUUGCAAGCUACAGCAUUCUAAAGAUGAGCUUCGUGAAAAAGAGUUUGAAUUGCUCCAGAGAGAUCAAGAAAUAAAUCAACUAAAAAAGGAAAUUGAAAGAAAACAACAUAGAAUAACAGAUAUUGAAAAAACAGUGAAAGAUCAGGAGAAGUGCAUUGCAGACCAGUACAAGGAAGCAUUAGAUUUAGGUCAGCAGUUGAGGCUAGAACGAGAACAGAUGCAGCACAUUCAUUUGGAGCUUUUGGAGACUCGCCGGCUGUUGGUUCAAGCUCAAAGAGAAACGGACAGACUCUCGCAAGAACUGGAAGAAAUGAACCAUCUGUCUCGAGAAAAGGAAGCUCGUGCAAACUGUUUGGCAGAAGAACUGGGUGCUGCCCAAGCACGUGAAGCUCAGUUACAAGCAAAAAUGCAAGCAGAGAUAAAAAAGCUUUCAUCAGAAAUAGACUCAUUAAAGGAUGCUUAUGAGCAGGAGAAGCUUGCACAUCAGACAAAUCAGGAAAGGUGGCAGAUGUCAACAGACAGCCAGAAAUCUGGCUCUCAUCAUCUAAGUGGACAAUUGCAGCAGCUGAAGCAGGAGUUAGAAGAGGCUCAGGACACUGUCAAUAAUCUUCAGCAACAACUUCAGGCUAGAAAUGAAAUGGUUCAAGCUGCAAAUGAAGCACUGCUUGUGAAGGAAUCUGAAGUAACGAGAUUACAAACAAGAAUUGCUGGGCAUGAAAGAACAGAAGGCAUCAAGAAGCUACCAAUCCCGCUUGUAUUAUCAGAUCAUAUGCUCUUCGAUGUUCAAGAACAAGAUUCUUUCAGAAAUUCUCAUACGUCAUACUUCAAACAUAGAAAACUGCGUCGUUCUAUAAGUGCUAGUGACCUAGGUGUUAAAGAUGAUGAUUCUCUAGAUCUAUCAAAAACAAUGUUAAAAGACUUCAAACAAAUGCUUACAUUAAAGCCCUCAAUGAUUCCCGAGAGUCAAAAGGAUUUUCUUCAUACUCCACCAAACAGUUUGAAUGAAUCUUCAUUCGAUCCCCUCACAUACAUUGUAGAUGAAGAUGCGACAUCGGACAGUAAUGACUUCCAGACACUUAGUGGAAUGCUAAAAUAUAUCAACAAAGAAAUGAGGCAGUCUGAAAAUGCUUCUGUACAAAUAUCAUGUGGUACAAACUCAAAGGAGAAUCAAGAAUCUGGUUUGUGGUACAGUAAUUCUUAAUUUAAUUGUGACUGUUUAUAUAGGGAUGAGUCAUUAACAUUUGUCUUUAUUUAUGGCAGCAAGUUCCCAAAUGUAUCCAGGAUGUGGAUCACAUUUUAGUGAGACCAUUUCAUAGAUCACCCAGGGGUAUUUUUAAAUUAAAGAUACACUGUCAAGUAACGCAAGCUCAAAAUUUAACACUUUGUUUAAACCAUUCAGACAACAUAAUAUGUCAAGUUCUGCUCUCAGUUGUACCAGAAUAAUUCCACUAACUUUAAUGGAACUACUCCCAGUUUAUAUUGGUGUAAAUGACAGCAGAUAUUUCCCCCGUGUCAAUAGAAAUAUUUCAUAAUUCAUAUAUUUUAUUAGCAUUUCAAUAAAUAGUGUUUUUUUUAAAAAUUCCCCCUACAAUACUGGGGACUUGAAUACAACACUCUUUGAGGUGAAGUUUUUGUUUGCCUUUACUUUGGUGCCUUUAAAGUCUUGCACAACAUAACUAUUCCUAGUAGUGACUCCUAGGAGCUAACACUACCUUAUGGAAAGUGAAACAGAUUUAUAAACCAAAUGAAACUGACUAGUUCACUUUCACUAUUGAAGCUGAGUGAAGUGCAGAAUACAAAUGGCACAACUGGAGAAAAAUCUGAUUUUUAAAAUUCUUACAAUUUUGAUAGAGUUACGGUAAUGUUGCUAAUGACAUUAUUCCUUUAAAAUGUAUAAUCUUUAUGAGUUUAAUAGGAUUAUAAAUGAGUAUUUCUUCACAAAUCAUUCUGCUUAAUUUGUUUCCUUAUUUACAAGAUUACCAUUUUUGUAUUCUUAUCAAAGUACUGUAUAAGUCAGUGUGGAGUCUGAGCAACUGUUGGAUACCUGUAGACUAUAUAUAAAUAUAUUUAAUUAUUAAAUAUUGAGAUAUUUUA